This is a messenger RNA of Penicillium roqueforti, 759 nucleotides long. RefSeq lists its product as uncharacterized. Gene Ontology annotation, molecular function: oxidoreductase activity, acting on NAD(P)H, oxygen as acceptor. The transcript has 5 exons. The record is from RefSeq and is a predicted model, not a curated record. Gene Ontology annotation, cellular component: intracellular anatomical structure. The coding region runs from base 1 to 759 and encodes 252 amino acids. NCBI's taxonomy places the organism in Eukaryota, Fungi, Ascomycota, Eurotiomycetes, Eurotiales, Aspergillaceae.
AUGGUUCUCGCACAACCCCCAAACCAGCAUGUUAUGAAGGCAUUCGACCUCACGGGCAAGGUCGCAGUUGUGACUGGAGGCGCCCGUGGAAUUGGUCUUGAAGUCGCCUUGAUCUAUUACACAUUCGAUGCCGCUGAUGCAGUCGCAUCCGAGAUUGCAUCUACUAACAACGUACGCGCAGCAGCGUAUAAAGCCAAUGUUGCCGUCCAGUCUGAGAUCGAGGCGGUUGUGCAGCAGGUCGCGAAGGAUUUCGGGAAGCUUGAUAUCAUGGUCGUCAACUCUGGGAUUGCCUCGAACACUGCCGCCGAAGACUACACCCCCGAUCAAUGGCACGAGAUCAUGAAGGUCAAUCUUGAUGGUGCUUUCUAUUCUGCCCAAGCUGCCGGCCGGAUCUUCAAGUCACAGGGUCAUGGAAAUGUUAUAUUCACGGCCUCUGCCAGCGCGACUCUGGUCAAUCUUCCACAGAAGCAAUCGGCGUACAAUGCGUCUAAGGCAGGAGUUGUUCAGCUCGCCAAGUGCUUGUCUGUCGAGUGGGUUGACUACUGCCGAGUCAAUUGCAUCUCCCCUGGAUACAUCGCUACCGAAAUUCUGUUCACCUUUCCCAAAGAAUGGCGCGACAAGUGGCUAGACUUGAUCCCCGCCAAGAGAAUGGCCGAAUCUUAUGAGUUGAAGGGGGCCUACGUGUUCUGCGCUUCAGAUGCGUCUAGCUAUAUGACAGGUGCAAACCUCAUUAUUGAUGGAGGAUACACUUUGCCUUAG